AUGUCCCUUCAUUUCACAACAGAUGCUCCGUUGUCUGUCAAGAGGCGGAUGCAAGACGACGACAACACCUUCCUCCCGCCGCCUCUAAGCGCAUACGGCCUUGCACUGCUCAAUGACAAGUCCGAAACAAAGAAGAACUUGAGCUCCAUGGAAAUCGGGGAGAACCAUGCUCUACGAGCGAACUUGAAGAAUACGCUUUCCGUUCAUUUUAACGAAUCCUCGCUGCACGAAUCGCAUGUUGAACAUCAAAACAGAAGCAUAGGCUCGCAGAACUUUUCGAAUCACGACGUCAGCGGGUCUAAUAUCAGUGGGAUGAAUAUGAGCAGUCACAAUAUCAGUGGUACUAAUGUCAGCGGGAAUAACACUGGGCAUUCCUUCAGCUCCAAUAUGCAUACAGAAGAGAACGAUGACCUCAUGGAUGCCAAUGAUGCAAGCGCCAAAUCAGCACAUACAACUGCCACGACCCCAGGCGGGUCGCAACCAGGUUUGAACAGAUCGAAUUCACUUGGCUUAACGAAAAAGUCCCGCUUUGCGAGACGCUUUGCCAGAUUAGGGCCUCCAAAACGUGCUUCCGAAGUAUCACCCCCAGGAAAAGAAAAACUGCCUCUGCCAGGCGAACAGGAGAACAAGCCUUCACUUUUGAAGCCCCAGCCAUCUCAUGAGCUCCUCAAUGCCUUCAAAACACCGCCUCUGUUACAGGGCCUCAACCAAGGUCAAAAUAGCCGAGGCUCACCUCGCAGGGUAAUCUCCAAUGAAUCUACAUUUUUCAAGUCUUUGGAGAAGCUUCGGAGCAAUAAUAGUACCGAAGGUCGCUUUAGCCCUCCCUUCGCCGAAAAGCAGCCACUCAUAUCACUGUCAAGAACAUCUCGAAGCAGUACGCCUCCUCCAAAACCCAACGGCUUUCAAGUUUACGUCGAUAAGCCAACUGAUCAGAGGCCAUCUUCUAGAGGGACAUCACACAGACCGUGGAGUAGGCCGCCAUUAUCCAGUAUAUCUCCAAGCAAGAUCAAUGCUGAAAGGGAUGCCGAUAUAUUCAGAAAACCAAAACUACCAAAAUUGUCAACGCACUCAAAUCCAGCUCCUCCUCCAAGGUCAUCAUUCAUUACCCCACAACAACCAUUGCAGGCUUCUUUCCCUCAUAUGGCCAACAACUCCAUACAGCCCCGCAAGACCAUGCAGAUCACCCAAGAUCCCUGUCGAGCGGCUCAGGUGGCGUUGUUGAAGAUGAAGCUUGAACUUAUAGGCAGAGGCGGGACUUCAAAGGUCUAUAAGGUCAGGUCACUCUCUAGUAAGAAGACCUACGCAAUCAAGAAAGUCACAUUUGACCAGUUUGACGAAUCGUGCGUGAAGGGAUUCAAGGGUGAGAUUGAUUUACUUGCCAAACUCAAGAAUGAAUCAAGGGUUGUGCAGCUUCACGAGUUUGCAAUCAAUGAUGGCAGUAUUUACCUCACCAUGGAGUGUGGUGAGUUGGAUCUUGCUCAUGUGUUACAACAAAGACAGGCCAUGGCUUGUUCUCUUGAUUUGAGCUUUGUUAGGUUCCAUGCAAUGGAAGUUCUUAGAUGCGUGGAAGCUGUUCAUCGGGCUGGAAUUGUUCAUAGCGAUUUGAAGCCAGCAAACUUCUUGUUCGUUCGUGGAAUAAUGAAAAUCAUCGACUUUGGCAUUGCCAACGCAGUUCCUGAUCACACGGCCAAUAUUUACAGGGAGUCACAAAUCGGUACUCCAAACUACAUGGCUCCUGAAGCUCUUGUCGAAGUCAACCAUACCCUCAACUUGGCCAAGGGCAAUACAGGCAAUACCUGGAAGGUCGGAAAACCUUCCGAUAUUUGGUCAUGUGGAUGUAUCAUCUAUCAAAUGAUAUAUGGACGUCCUCCAUACGCUUCCUAUGCGGGGCAGCAAAGAAUCAUGGCUAUCAUGAAUCCCCAGGUCAAAGUGCACUUCCCAUCCCAUGGCCUUGGUGAGAUUCCUGUUCCACGAAGUGCCAUUGAAUUGAUGCAAAAGUGUCUUGUGAGAAACCCGCAUGAACGGUUUACAGUUCAACAAUGCCUCACAUCAGACUUCUUAAAACCAAAAGCAGUAAGCAAUGGCUUCGUUAAAGAUGUCAUCAAGUCAGCUGUGAACUAUGGCUAUAAUAGACGUCACCAGGGAGAUCUCUCGGACGACGUUCUUGACAGGCUCGUUGAUAAUAUCAUCGACCAAAUCGAAACUCUUAAUUACGCUUAG
Molecule: messenger RNA, 2220 nt
Organism: Candidozyma haemuli
Lineage: Eukaryota; Fungi; Ascomycota; Pichiomycetes; Serinales; Metschnikowiaceae
Gene: MPS1
Product: serine/threonine/tyrosine protein kinase
Exons: 2
Coding region: 1-2220 (739 amino acids)
Biological process (GO): mitotic spindle assembly checkpoint signaling; meiotic spindle assembly checkpoint signaling; protein localization to kinetochore
Cellular component (GO): kinetochore; spindle; nucleus
Molecular function (GO): protein serine/threonine kinase activity; protein serine/threonine/tyrosine kinase activity; ATP binding
Source: RefSeq, a predicted model, not a curated record